CUCAUCCCGAAGCCUGGACAACUCAUGUAUACACACAUCAACCAGGACAGCUGCAGCUUCAUCACCUGUAACCUCUUGUGUAUCGCAUUCUUUUUCUCUAUGCCUUGUUCUGUUCAAGCCUGCCAAGGAAGAUAUCUCCAUGCGCCUUCUACGAGUCGAAGCGAGCGAUGUUUUCAGUUUGGAGGAACACGUUGGAAGAAGCAUUCCACGAUAUGCCAUCCUUUCACAUACAUGGGGGGCGGAUUCUGAAGAGGUUACGUUCAGAGACCUAGUAGAAGGCAAAGGCAAAGACAAGACAGGUUAUCGUAAACUAGCCUUCUGUGGCAAGCAAGCUAAACUCGACGGCCUGCAAUACUUCUGGGUUGACACCUGCUGCAUUGACAAAACAAGCAGUGCAGAGCUUCAAGAGGCGAUCACCUCUAUGUUCCGCUGGUAUCAGAAUGCAGAGAAAUGCUACGUGUAUCUCUCUGAUGUUCCAUACCGUAUUUCCGAUGGGGACGACGAGCGCUUGCAGAGAUGGAAACCAGCAUUCAAGAAAAGCAGAUGGUUCACUCGUGGCUGGACGCUUCAAGAACUCGUUGCUCCAGCAUCAGUGGAAUUUUUCUCUAGCGAUGAACAGCGGCUUGGUAGCAAACAUUCACUAGAGGAAUCUCUCCACGAUAUAACUGGAAUUGCUAUCCAAGCGCUCCAAGGAACCCCUAUGCCUUACUUUGGUGUAGGUGAGCGAAUGUCGUGGGCAGAAAAACGUGAAACAAAACGCGAAGAAGACGCUGCAUACUCGUUGCUAGGCAUUUUCGACGUUUAUAUGCCGCUUAUCUAUGGCGAAGGGCGACAAAACGCGUUCAGUCGAUUGCGAAAAGAGAUCAGUGAUCUUACCUCCAUCAACCUGCCUAUCGCUAAAGGAGCUUCCUUCGACUCCCACAUGGAGGAGCAUAAUGCACGAUGUCUCCCAGAUACCCGCACUGAGUUACUAAAUCACAUAAAAGAAUGGGCGAACGAUAAAGAGGGCAAACCUAUAUUUUGGUUGAGUGGCAUGGCUGGUACGGGAAAAUCUACAAUUGCACGUACUGUGGCCCAAUCAUUUGCCUGUCAAGGGCAACUGGGUUCAAGCUUCUUCUUCAAGAAAGGCGAGGGCGAGCGCGGCAACGCUUCACGGUUUUUCACCACCAUCGCUGUAGGCUUGGUCGCCUGCGAACCAGGGAUGAUACCCGGUAUUAGAAACACAAUCGAUACUGAUUCGUCCAUCUCGGAAAAAGCACUGAUAGACCAAUUUGAGAAGCUAAUUCUGCACCCUCUCUCAGCCAUACCGAAGGUUCCCUCGCAGACAGCAGUACACGUUGUCGUCGUAGAUGCACUGGAUGAAUGUGAAAGGGAGGAAGACAUUCGAGCAAUUCUCCAGCUCCUUGCCCGGACUAAGGAGAUUCUGUCUGUGUCAUUGCGAAUCCUAGUGACCAGCAGACCAGAGCUCCCGAUUCGUCUUGGGUUUAAGCAAAUGCUAACCAGCGGGUACCAAGAUGUCAUUCUUCACGAAGUCCCAAAGAGUACCAUCGAACACGACAUACGUCUCUUCUUGGAGCAUAAACUUCGUGACAUACAACAGCAGCGCUUGCUUUCUCCUGAAUGGCCUAGAACAGACCAGAUCCAGGCUCUGGUGGAGCUGGCUGUACCUCUGUUCAUCUAUGCCGCUACAGUAUGUCGAUAUGUUGGCACCAAAGGAGGUGAUCCGGAAGAGCUUUUGAACAAGGUCUUGGAAUAUCGAAAACCGAACUUCUCACAGCUUGACCGAGCCUAUCUUCCGGUAUUAGACCAAUUGCUAGCAGAGCAGGAGGAAGACGACAAGGAACCAUGGCUUCAGGCAUUCCGAGAACUCGUCGGCAGUAUCGUUGUCCUAGAGAGUCCUCUCUUCAAUACAUCGCUUUCGUGCCUCCUUCAAAUCUCACAAAAGCAAAUAAGAUGCCGCUUAGAUUCCAUGCAUUCUGUUCUUAAUAUUCCGAACGAUGAGAACAUUCCUAUAAGAAUUUUACAUCUGUCUUUUCGCGAGUUUCUCGUCAACCCCCAGAAACGUGCAAAGAACCCGUUUUGGGUAGAUGAGAAAAGGAUUCACAUGGACCUUGCACGCCGUUGUCUUGAGCUGAUGUGUAGCUCAAACGGCCUCCGGCGGGACAUUUGCCAUUUGGUAAAACCAGGGGUAUUGAGAAACGAGGUCGACGAGAGGACGAUUGCCAGUGGUCUGCCACCCGAAUUGCAGUAUGCAUGCCGUUACUGGGUGCACCAUCUAGAGAAGAGCCAAAAUCAUAUUGAAGAUGGAGAUACGGUACAUUCCUUUCUCCAGACACAUUUCCUUUACUGGUUGGAAGCUAUGAGCCUCCUUGGCGAAGUGUACAGCUGUAUCCACUUCAUCGAUCGGCUCCAGGCGCUAGUGAAUUCGAACAAGAGUACCGUUCGAUUUUUUCUUCACGAUGCUCAGCGAUUUACACUCCGCUUUCAACAUAUACUCGAAAACGCUCCUUUACAAGUCUAUUCUUCCGCUCUGGUCUUCGCCCCGGAUACGAGUGUGAUACGUAAUAUAUUUCUUGACCACAUCAAGGAAUCGAUUGAAUUACUUUCGGACAGAGUAAACGAUUGGAAUGCCUGCCGCAGCACCCUCGAGGGUCACGCAAGAGAUGUUACCGCGGUCACUUUCUCUCCAGAUGGCCGGAUGGUAGUGUCUUCAUCCGCCGAUGGCACUAUACGGGUAUGGGAGGUAGCAACAGGACUAUGUCGCAUCACCCUUGACGAACAUACUUCUAGCGUUUUUAGUGUCGCCUUUUCCCCAGAUGGACAACUACUAGCAUCAGCAUCUCCAGACAAGACAAUACAGCUAUGGGAAACAACCACAUGGUCUCAUUAUGUUACCCUCCAGCAUUCUCACGAGGUGUUUGCUGUAGCCUUCUCGCCAGAACUCUUGCGGAACAACCAGCUCAUUGCGUCUGGAUCUUCUGAUGGGACAGUGAGAUUAUGGGAUACACCAAAGGACUUCCACUGCACAACAAAACUUGAGGGCCAUACAGACAGUGUGGUUGCUGUAGCAUUCUCGCCGGAUGGCCAGGUGAUAGCAUCUGGAUCUAGUGAUCACACAGUACGGAUAUGGGAUAGAGCAACAUUGUCGUGCCGAAUUACACUCAAAGGCCACUCUAGUUGGAUGACCGCAGUAGCCUUUUCACCAGACAGCAAAUUAGUUGCAUCAGCAUCUGGUGAUGGCAGAUUGGGCCUUACACAAUUAUAUCAAGGCAACGAUACAGAUCUCAGUUCUGAACCUAACAGUACUAUAAUUGGUGAUACAAAUAUCCGCACAUGGGAUGUAGGAUCGGGGUUGGAUCACAGCAUGAUACACGAAAUCAGGACCAUUGAAGACAUAGCUUUUUCACCAAACGGCCAGCUCAUUGCAGCUGCAAUUGACGAUAAUACAAUCCAGAUGUGGAACUCAGAUACGGGAUCGCGCAACAAGACGCUUGGAGAAUGUACCGGAAAAUCCACCGCCGUAUCGUUCUCUCCUGAUGGGCAACUAGUUGCGUCUGGCUCCCACAACGGAAUAGUACAGCUAUGGGAUCUUUCAACAGAUCCUAAUAAGAGCAUACCUGAGAGCAGACCAGGGCUAAUCGACUAUGUAGCUACUUCUCCCAAUGGCCAAUUAUUCGUGACAGGAGGUCCCGACAAACUACAGAUAUGGGACGCAGCAACAGGCUUCCACGCCAAAACUCUAGAUGUUCACUCUGGAGAACUUGGAAUCAAGUUUUCCCUGACCGGUCUGCUAUUGGCAGCUGUGGAUCAGAUGUGUAUACGACUAUGGGAUACGACGACAUGGUCAUGCUGUACGCUUGAGGGUUGUAGCUUCGUUAGCGACGUUAGUUUCUCACCAGACGGUCUGCUAUUAGCAUCAGGAUCGUCCGAUGGAGCAGUCAGACUAUGGAGUAUUGCGACGAGAUCCUGCUGUAGUAUCCUAGAAGGUCAUUCUGAGGAGAUCUUUACUGUUUCUUUUUCACCUGAUAACAAGCUAGUUGCAUCUGGCUCUGAUGACUGGACUGUGCGGCUAUGGAAUGUAUUGUCCGAGUCUUGCCUAACGCUUGAAGGUCAUACAGGUGCUAUAGUCGCUGUCGCCUUCUCACCGGACAUACGGUUGCUAGCAUCGGCCUCCCAAGAUCAGACAAUAAGUUUAUGGGAUACAGGAACUGGGUCCUGCCGAUACACACUUAAUGGUCAUUUUCAAGCGGUUACGGUUGUCGCCUUCUCACCUGACACCCAGCUGUUAGCAUCGGGCUCUUGGGAUAAAACGAUACGGCUAUGGGAUGUAACAACUGGAUUAUGCUGCUACGUGUAUGAAACUAUUCUCUGUCAGAUGGACAGCCUGGCAUUUUUACAAGGCGGCACGCAUUUGCAAACAGAAAGGGGGAUUGUUUCUAUCCCUACGCAUCUCCUGAGCAUUUCCCCGUCUCCGAGCAAACCGCCACUAGCCAUAUUCGUAAACGAUCAGUGGAUAUGCGUAGACGGAAGCCCUGUUGUUUGGCUUCCGCCUGAAUACCGACCAGUUUAUGUCGGAAUUUCUGGGAGCACUGUGUGUCUAGCAAGUCGCGGAGGUAAACUGACUUUUGUUCGGCUUCGUCAGGAUAGCGAAACUAAUACCUAGCGCUUAUGAACCAGUCUGGGGGCCGACAAGAUUGCAUCACUUCUAGUAUUUGGGCCGUUAGAAGUUCUGUAAAUGAAGCGCAGUUGUGACCAAAGACCGCUCUUGGGAUCUCUUUUUGUUCUACCUGUAUCUCUGAUGUCUGUUCUCACAAAAGUUGUAGUGUUUUAGGAAGGAUAUGAGGUACACAUAGCAAAGAUUGACUCUCAUUGUUGAGCCUUGUUUUAUUUUGUUUGUUUGAUUGACCUCAGCAAGGUCUUCGAUAUGUCAGCUUGAUUCCUUCUCUAUGCUUCUGUUUUUCGAGUUUUCUGGGAUUACGACAGUACAGUAAAAAGGCAAUUUUGUGUUCCACUCCUCCUUGUUUUGGACAGUGAUGGUAGAGCCAUCUCACCAAGAAAUGAAUAGGAGAUAAUGACAAAGCAACACGUAUUACACGUGAACAACAAGUCG
Molecule: messenger RNA, 5110 nt
Organism: Dothidotthia symphoricarpi CBS 119687
Lineage: Eukaryota; Fungi; Ascomycota; Dothideomycetes; Pleosporales; Dothidotthiaceae
Product: vegetative incompatibility protein HET-E-1
Exons: 2
Coding region: 140-4663 (1507 amino acids)
Molecular function (GO): protein binding
Source: RefSeq, a predicted model, not a curated record